This is a messenger RNA of Antrostomus carolinensis (chuck-will's-widow), 1334 nucleotides long. Its product is annotated as protein-arginine deiminase type-1. The transcript has 11 exons. NCBI's taxonomy places the organism in Eukaryota, Metazoa, Chordata, Aves, Caprimulgiformes, Caprimulgidae. The annotation marks the transcript as partial. The record is from RefSeq and is a predicted model, not a curated record. Gene Ontology annotation, cellular component: nucleus; cytoplasm. Gene Ontology annotation, molecular function: calcium ion binding; protein-arginine deiminase activity.
ACAGCGUCGCCUUGGAGGAGUACAAACACGUGCUGGGGGGCUCGAAGCUCACCUACACCAUCAAACCCAGCCAGCAUCAGGAGGAGAGCAUCUUCUACGUGGAAGGACUCGCCUUCCCUGACAUUGGCUUCUCAGGGCUGGUGGCUUUACAUGUCACACUGCUGGAGAGCCCUGAGAAGGGUUCGCUGGAGACGCCCAUCUUCACCGACAAGGUGGUUUUCCGCGUGGCUCCGUGGAUCAUGACCCCCAACACGGCUACGCCGCUGGAGGUCUUUGUCUGUAGCACGACUGACAACAAGGAUUUUGUGGCAGCUGUGAGUGCUGUGGCUGAGAAAGCCAAGUGCCUGCUCACCAUCUGCCCGCUGGUGGAGAACCGUGAGGACCGCUGGAUCCAGGAUGAGAUCGAAUUUGGAUACGUACAAGCUCCCCACAAGACCUUCCCUGUCGUCUUCGACUCACCCCGUGACCGAGAGCUGAAGGAUUUUCCCAUCAAGAGAAUCCUGGGCCCUGAUUUUGGUUACGUGGCCCGACAAGCACCAGAGGGUACUUCCAGCCUUGAUUCCUUUGGUAAUUUGGAGGUGAGCCCCCCCGUGACAGUGCAGGGCAAGGAAUAUCCCUUGGGUCGUAUCCUGAUCGGCAGCAGCUUUCCCAGAUUCGGUGGCCGGCGGAUGGCGAAAGCUGUCAAAGCUUUUCUGGCUGCCCAACAAGUCCAAGCGCCGGUGGAGCUGUUCUCAGACUGGCUCAUGGUUGGCCACGUAGAUGAAUUUCUCAGCUUCGUCCCUGCACCUGAUCGGAAGGGUUUCCGUCUCCUCCUGGCCAGCCCCAGCGCCUGCUACCAGCUCUUCAAGAGGAAGCAAGAGGAAGGGUUUGGCGAGGCGGCGAUGUUUGAGGGACUGGAGAAGGUGCCCAAGAUGACAAUAAACGAGAUUCUGGCUAACCAAGGGCUCCGGAGGUUCAAUAAUUAUGCUCAGCGCUGCAUCAACUGGAACAGGGCCCGGCUGAAGUGGCAGCUGGGUCUGGCUGAGCCCGACAUCAUCGACAUCCCCCAGCUCUUCCACGGUGACCCUUCCUCCGGCGCUGCAGCCUUCUUCCCUGACAUGGUGAACAUGCUGGUGCUGGGCAGGCACCUGGGCAUCCCCAAACCCUUUGGACCAGUGGUGGGUGGGCAGUGCUGCCUGGAGGAGAGAGUGAGGGCACUGCUGGAGCCCCUGGGCCUCACCUGCACCUUCAUCAAUGACUACUUCUCCUACCACGUCCUCUCUGGUGACGUCCACUGCGGCACCAACGUCCGCCGUAAGCCCUUCGCCUUCAAAUGGUGGCACAUGGUGCCUUGA